GCGAGAGGGAGAGAGACGCAGAGAGCGAUAGACUGCAUUCCAGCUGAACAAAUCCAACCUUUUGGCAGAGCAGCAGCCAGCGGUGUCUACCUGCCUUGCUACCUAUCUGUCUGUCUCUGCCUGUCUGGCUCCGGCGUUGAUACCGGUAGCAUCCUCCCCCAUCCUCCCCCAUUCUCUCCCCUCCAUGGGUGGAGGUGCUCAGCUCUGCUUCUAGCAGACCAGGAGGAGACCAGGAGGAGACCAGGAGGACUCGGGGACUGGUGGUCUGCCAGGUCCCAGCAGGUGUCCCCGGAGCCCAGCAGAACACUCGGGGUCCCCCUGGAGCCGGUGGCCUGCAGAGACCAGCCGGUCCUCUCUGGAGACGGAACUACGGAGCCGGAGAUCAGGACUAAAGUUCUGUCACCACGGCUUUGGAACAGGCUCUGAUCCGCUUUACUGGUUUUGGAUUUUCUCUUUGUGGCGGAGCGGCGAGCGUCUUGUGGAAUAUAGAGCUGGACGCCGCAGAAGGUCGUAUUGACGUCAUAGUGAUGUACUAGUGACGCCUUAAGGACAUCAAAGUCACCUUUGACACCGCAGGAGGCCAGGGUUCACUGAGGGAUCAGAAGAGCCGGGGGAACCGGGACAGACCUCCAAACAGCGGGCCAUGGCACAGAGGACCCCUGCUGCUCAGAGCGAGCCGUGACAGGGUGGACUUCGACCAGAGUCAUGAUGGCCUCAUGCUGGCCCCUGUUCCUGGGUCUGGCCCUGCUGGCGGUCCUGCUCGGUGCCGCUCGGGGCUGUCCAUCCCGCUGCGAGUGCUCCGCCCAGAGCAAGGGGGUGGUCUGCCACCGCAAGCGCAUGCCAAGCAUCCCAGACGGCAUCCCCAUCGAGACUCGGCUCCUGGACCUCAGCAAGAACAAGCUGACCAUGAUCAACCCCGACGACUUUUCUGCCUUCCCCGGUCUGGAGGAGCUGGACCUGAGCGGGAACAUCGUGAGCUACGUGGAGCCGGGCGCCUUCAACUCUCUGUUCACCAUGCACACGCUCAGCCUCAAGAGCAACCGCAUCAAGCUGAUCCCCCUGGGAGUGUUUACCGGAUUGACCAACCUCACAAGGCUGGACAUCAGCGAUAACAAGAUAGUGAUCCUGUUGGAUUACAUGUUCCAGGACCUGCACAACCUGAGGUUCCUGGAGGUGGGGGACAACGACCUGGUUUACAUUUCUCACCGUGCAUUCAGCGGACUCUCCAGCCUGGAGAUACUGACUCUGGAGCGGUGCAACCUGAGCGUGGUGCCCACGGAGGCGCUGUCCCACCUGCACAACCUGGUGAGCCUCCACCUGAGGCACCUCGGCAUCAGCUCCCUGCACCCGUACUCCUUCAAGAAGCUGUUCCGCCUGCAGCACCUAGAGAUCGACAAUUGGCCCUCCCUGGACCUGGUCCCGGUCAACUCCCUGCAUGGCCUCAACCUGACCACCCUCUUCAUUACCAACACCAACCUGUCCGCCUUCCCCUCCCAGGCGCUGAAGCACCUGCCCUUCCUGACGCACCUCAACCUGUCCUUCAACCGCAUCCGCCACAUCGAGGCGGGGAUGCUGCUGGAGCUGGUGCGGCUGCGGGAGCUGCACCUGGUGGGGGCGCAGCUGUCCAGCAUCGAGCCCCACGCCUUCCAGGGCCUCCGCUGGCUCCGGAUCCUCAACGUGUCCCACAACCACCUGGACACCCUGGAGAAGGGUGUGUUCCAAGCGCCCGAGGCCUUGGAGGUGCUGCUGAUCGACCACAACCCCCUGGUGUGCGACUGCCGGCUCAUGUGGCUCCUCCAGAAGCGUCAGUUCGUGUUCUUCGGCGAGGCGCAGCCGGAGUGCAGCACACCAGAGGGGAUCCGCGGCCGCGCCUUCAAGGAGUUCAAGGAGAUGCUGCUGUCCUACUACGUGACGUGCACCAAGCCCAAGAUCCGGGAGAACCGGACGCAGACGGUGACGGUGGACGAGGGCCAGCAGGCCCUGCUGCGCUGUACGGCCGAAGGGACCCCACGGCCCACCGUGUCCUGGCUAUCGCCGAGGAGACGCCUGCUCACCAGCAAAAGCCACGGGAGGGUCCGCGUCCACGGCAACGGGACGCUGGAGAUCGUGUCGGCGGAGGUACAGGACAGCGGCGUGUACCUCUGCCUGGCGUCCAACACAGCGGGGAACGACUCCCUGAUGACCUCGCUGGCGGUGAAGAGCUUAGGGUCGCUCUACGCCAACAGGACCCAGUACCACGCCGACACCGGCAAUGCCACCGGCAACGGCACAGCCAACAUCACCCUGGGCUUGGACCUUAAGACUAUCCUGGUGUCGACGGCCAUGGGCUGCUUCACCUUCCUUGGGGUAGUGUUGUUCUGCUUCCUGCUCCUGUUUGUGUGGAGCCGGGGCAAAGGGAAGCAUAAAAACAACAUUGACGUGGAGUACGUUCCGCGCUCCAAGUCCAACGGGACCAACGUGGAUUCGGCCGAUGCACAGGCCGGGCCACGCCGCUUCAACAUGAAGAUGAUGUAACCGCUUUUUUAGAGACGGGAAUCCAGAGGACAUUCAGAUGCCGGAGAAGAUUAUGUAUUUUUAUUGUAGACGGGAUGGAGCGCCCUCCUGGCGUCGGGAGCGAUGAGGGGCGAGGAAGGGGAUUGCGUGAUCUUGUGAUUCCCGAAAUGCAUUAAAGUUGACAUGUGUUCUCGCGUCGUUGCCAGAGCGACAACUUCUUCAAUUUAUGGACGGGGCGACGGACAUCCGCACCACAAAUACUGAAAGUAAAAGACCUCCUGCUUUUGGGAAUGUAUUAAAAAAAGAAGGCAAACAAUCACGGCCGUUUGGGGCCCCAGACUUGGCUGAACCGUGUACAGUGAACAUUUGUAUCCAAGCUAUUACUCGACCUUAGUCUUGCUCCAUGCUUCUUCCCUCACUCUGCAGAGCCACGCCCAUCCCUCCCUAUGUUCGGUACUUUGCACAUGUGUACCCCUGCUUCAUUGUGUCCAUGUUCGUACGUAUCCAUCCUGAAGAACAACUCAUAGCAAUACUCAUAGGAUGUGUAAUCCUGGAGCUUCAAGCAGACCUGGAGCAGGAAGGCUUCUGUUGGGGACCAUCAGAUAUGAAACCUGUUCCUCGAUUGACUCCACAUUAUGGUAUAUUUAUAUUUAUAUAUAUUAUUAUUAAAUAUACAAAUAUUUUAUUUAUCAAACAUUCAGAAGGUUUCCGAACGGAGUCCUUGAUCGAUACGUGGGCGGGGCGAGCGUUUGAAACCUCCGCCAUGUUGGACCAGGUAGCCGGUCUCUGAGAGGAAGUGGGUAUGGCCGAGGAACCAAUCAGCUGUCCUGUCUCAUUGUGUCUCCUUCCAUUCUUUUGAUCAUGCUUGGCGCCAUUUUAAAGUGACUAUCAUAUUUUCCCCCGUAACAAAGUUGUGGUAGGUUCCCAUUUUGUUGUAAAGUCAUUUAGAUUCUGAAAAGUUAAAAAGUAAACAAAAAAUCAGAUGUAUGUGAAAUAAAUGAAAAUGUAUU
Messenger RNA from Gadus chalcogrammus (walleye pollock), 3503 nucleotides. RefSeq names its product leucine rich repeat and Ig domain containing 2 (gene lingo2). The record is from RefSeq and is a predicted model, not a curated record. Gene Ontology annotation, molecular function: protein binding. The coding region runs from base 706 to 2514 and encodes 602 amino acids. The transcript is spliced from 4 exons. Gene Ontology annotation, cellular component: plasma membrane. NCBI's taxonomy places the organism in Eukaryota, Metazoa, Chordata, Actinopteri, Gadiformes, Gadidae.